GGCCUCCACCAAGGCGGCCAACAUCAUCAAUUACGCUCAUUGCCAGAAUCCCCAAGCGCCCUACUCUGACUUAGUCCUGGAUACUAAAUUCGUCAGUACAGACAGACCCUGUUCCUUUUGGCGCUAUCUCUUCCGUUACCAUACCUUCCUCCUUCCUUACCUUGCUUGCUUCAGCUACGGGGGGAAACAUCGUUUCGAAAUUCAUAUUAUAAUACUUCCCCAAGACCCAAAACGUCUCAACCUCUACCCUUCUUUCUUCACGGAUCUCGAACCCUACCGUCGUCGCUGCUUGCACACCUUUGGACCCUUUUGUCUACUUUGUCAUUCUUUACAAAUAAUGGAAUCCCCAAUCAAAGCUUCUGCUCCCGCAGCCGUGAGCGCACCUAUUCUUCCUCCACCCAAAAGGUCAAUGUCUACUACCAAACCCAAGCUUCCCCAACUCAAGACUCCAAUGUCUUCAACCUUUCCCUCCGAGCUAUCAGCUCUAUCAAAUUCCGCACGUAGCCCACUUCCUGGCUAUGCCGACUUUAUCAUCAAACAAGAAGACUCUAUCAAGACUCCCAUUACCCCUCCUCUUGCAUAUACCGAUUUCCUCAAGACUAUGAACAGCCCCGUCGUUACAGAGAUUAAGUGUUCGAGGCCAACGCCCACAUCUGCACCCUCAUCAGAAUCUUUGACUAGCAGUGAAGGUAGUGACUGUUCAUGCAAUUGCGAUGCACAUAAGUCACCAGCCACUUCUGUUCCUCCUACACCAUUCAGCUACCCAACAUCCGCGCCGUCAUCUGCGAUCCUGGGACGUCUUCGCAUUCCAGCUUCACCAGCAUCUUCAUAUGCUGAGUCUCCCUUAAGCGCACGCUCUCCCUUUAGUGCACGAAGCGCACGUUCGCCAUAUGAUUGGGAUCUUAGAGGCAAGGCAAGAUACUUUGAUAUCAAGCCACAGAAACAAACACGGUCAAGCGUUCGUCAAGUCAGGGAAGUUGUCACCCGAACAGUCACAUAUACACCUCGAAUGAGUCCCGCACCCAAGGGCAAGAGAAGGAAAGUCGACCAUCAUGUGGAGUGAAUAUUUUAUACCAAUAUGCUACCCCUCAUUUCGGCAUUCCAUUUAUCGCAUUUCAUACAUCAAUACGUUCCUUUAGAACUACAUAUAUUUACAUCACUACUCAUUAUAACAUAUUUCUUUUGUCACCGCCGACGUCAAGCAACAAAAACCUUUAUAUUUAACGACUUUAUGGCUUCAUUUCUUGAUUGCGACAAUAAUGGCACCGUCGUGUCUUGUUUAGGGAGGAAAAUGUGCGAGCUCGGCGAUUAUAGCCUGGAGUCUCAUCUGGAGUUCCGGAGUGGACAUCAUUCAUAGCACGGCUUUGGUGUUAACAAGCGGACUGACUAUUGCAUUUUGUGGGGUUUGCUUGGAAUUUGGGAAGUACAGGAAUAGGAGUGGAGGAUCAGGCUUUCUUUUUUUUUUUUUCAUUGAGGAGAACGGGACUUAAUUGCUGGCUGUUGGCGUAUAAUUUUGUACAUGGGCGUUUCACGGGCAUGUCUGAGAGAAUGGAUACUUCCUAGGUGCUUAGAAGAAAUCUUGGGAGAGAAGACGAAUCUAGGAUCAUGGGAAGAGGAGGAGUGGUGAGAUGAAGCUAUAGUGGAGUGUUCCGUAUAAGCUAGCCAAUGAAUACAAAAAACAAUAUUAUAUCACA
Botrytis cinerea B05.10 is the source of this 1694-nucleotide messenger RNA. RefSeq lists its product as hypothetical. NCBI's taxonomy places the organism in Eukaryota, Fungi, Ascomycota, Leotiomycetes, Helotiales, Sclerotiniaceae. The record is from RefSeq and is a predicted model, not a curated record. The coding region runs from base 338 to 1063 and encodes 241 amino acids. The transcript has a single exon.